UCUGCCUGCUGGCACUUGGCAUCAGACAGGCGGUGAAGCGCAGCGUUUAACACUCAAAGUCUGACAUUUCCGAAUCAGAAAAAUGAGCCGAAGUUAUAACGAUGAGCUGCAGUACAUGGAUAAAGUCACCAGCAACUGCUGGAGGAUUAAAAAGGGAUUUGUUCCCAACAUGCAGGUUGAAGGGAUUUUCUAUGUCAAUGAUUCUCUGGAGAAACUGAUGUUUGAGGAGCUUCGUAACGCCUGUCGAGGAGGAGGUGUGGGAGGUUUCCUUCCGGCCAUGAAGCAAAUCGGGAACGUGGCGGCGCUGCCAGGGAUUGUACAUAGGUCCAUCGGUCUCCCUGAUGUCCACUCCGGAUAUGGAUUUGCUAUUGGAAACAUGGCUGCCUUCGACAUGAAUGACCCUGAUGCUGUGGUGUCUCCAGGUGGUGUUGGCUUUGACAUCAACUGUGGCGUCCGUCUGCUGAGGACGAACCUGGACGAACGCGACGUGCAGCCGGUGAAGGAGCAGCUGGCCCAGUCCCUGUUCAACCACAUCCCAGUGGGAGUCGGAUCCAAGGGAGUCAUUCCUAUGGGAGCCAAGGACCUGGAGGAGGCUCUGGAGAUGGGGGUGGACUGGUCUCUGAGGGAGGGCUACGCCUGGGCUGAGGAUAAGGAGCACUGUGAGGAGUACGGCAGGAUGCUGCAGGCCGACCCCAACAAGGUCUCCUCCAAGGCCAAGAAGAGAGGCUUGCCCCAGCUGGGAACUCUGGGAGCAGGAAAUCACUACGCUGAGAUCCAGGUGGUGGACGAGAUCUACAACGACUACGCCGCCAAGAAGAUGGGCAUUGACCACAAAGGUCAGGUGUGUGUGAUGAUCCACAGCGGCAGCAGAGGCCUCGGACACCAGGUCGCCACAGAUGCUCUGGUUGCCAUGGAGAAGGCGAUGAAAAGAGAUAAGAUCACGGUGAACGACCGUCAGCUCGCCUGCGCUCGCAUCACCUCACAGGAAGGUCAGGACUACCUGAAGGGCAUGGCUGCUGCAGGAAACUACGCCUGGGUCAACCGCUCGUCCAUGACCUUCCUCACCAGACAGGCCUUCUCUGAAGUGUUCAGCACCACACCGGACGACCUGGACAUGCACGUCAUCUACGACGUCUCUCACAACAUCGCUAAAGUGGAGGAGCACAUGGUGGACGGGAAGCAGAGGACACUGCUGGUUCACCGCAAAGGAUCCACCCGAGCUUUCCCCCCACACCACCCACUCAUCCCCGUAGACUACCAGCUCACAGGUCAGCCCGUGUUGAUCGGAGGGACGAUGGGAACCUGCAGUUACGUCCUCACAGGGACAGAACAGGGAAUGACGGAAACCUUCGGUACCACCUGUCACGGAGCGGGUCGCGCUCUCUCUCGAGCAAAGUCCCGCAGGAACCUGGACUUCCAGGACGUCCUGGACAAACUGGCCGACAUGGGCAUCGCCAUCAGAGUGGCCUCACCCAAACUGGUCAUGGAGGAGGCUCCUGAAUCGUACAAAAACGUGACGGACGUCGUCAACACGUGUCACGACGCUGGAAUCAGUAAGAAGGCGAUCAAACUGAGGCCGAUCGCUGUGAUUAAAGGCUGAAGCUGCACGGCUCAGCACUCAGAGACAAUUAGAAACACAGGAGACUAAACGCAGAGAACAGCAGAGGAUAUUUGUUCUUUUUUUUUUUUUUUUGGAGAACAAAGUGAGUUUAUGUUGAAGAGGAAAAACCUGACUGGAAGUUUCAUUUCUGACUGGAAUCAUUUUUUUUCUGUUCAUGCCAAAUCUGCGGUGCAAAUAAAGAUGACCGCUGAAAAGUAAAUUUCAUAUUCUCCAUUACAGUUCAGAAACAGCUGUUUCAAAUUAAAAGCUGUCUGAAAGUGGACACAGUUGAAGCUGCAGCUUCAGGCUUCACCUGCUCGAGUCAGUGGAAAACAUUCAUGCUGUUUUCUACUGUGCUGUCAGUGAAAUACAUCUCAGAGUUUCACAUUAAAAGCCUUCCAUCAGCUCAGAGAGUAAAAUCUCUCCCUUUUAAUGUGAAACAUCUGCAGGAAGUGUCGAAUUUAACUCACAACAGCUUAUGAAAGAAAAAUGCAGAAUAUCAUGAGGCACAUUUUUCUCGAUGAGGAAACUCUUUAUUGGUUCUAACAGAAGGUUCAUCACCAUAUCAAAAAAAAUAAAUCAACAUUUAACCAUCGAUGAACAAAUUCAUUCAUUUGGCAAGUUUUUCUUAGACAUGAGCAAACCUCAGUGAAAUGAACGAAUGAGCAUCACUGCUAAGUGAUUUUAGCAGUGGAAACAGUACAGUGUGUGUGUGUGUGUGUGUGUGUGGGGGGGGGGGCCCGGCUGCCUGGGUGUCUAAGAGAAGCUUCUGUACAGUCAUUUAAAGAGCGUUAGAGUUUUUACAUCUCGUCGUCUCACGCCGAUCAGUCGCGGCUCCUUCGCAGCUUUGCAUGAUCAAUUUGUUGAUCAUCCCGAAUUGUCACAAAAGCCUAAAUAUAAAAUUCACUGAGCUGCUUCUGUACAUUGAUGUUUUAACACCAGCUGUGCGUUAGUGAGUCCUAUGAGGGACUUUGUGUUUCUAUGGAAGCUCAUUUGUGCCAAAAGGAUAAAAACAUGAUGAGAAUGACAAAAAUGAAAAAAAAUCAAAGUUUGAGAUGCUAAGUGAAAAAUAUCACUAAGAACACUCACAGCAAGAAGAACUUCUGAGUCAGUGAAACUAAAACGUGAAGUUUAAAAAAGUAAUUACAGGGUCAAAAUUAUUUUCAAAAAAAUUCAUCACUGCAAGUCAUUAUGAGAAGAACCAAAACGUUUUAGCCGCAAUGAGGCGACAUCCACUCAAAGGUCUGUUAAGUCACAGUUAUGAGAUUUUAAGUUAAACAGUCCAUUUUCACUCAUUUUACUAAGUCAAGUCAGAAGUUUCACUUUUUAAGCCUCAGUUAUGAGAUUUGAGGUCAAAGUUAUAAAUAAAAAUCAUGAUUUAUAAAAAAAAAAAAAAAAGCUCAUUCAAAUCUAAUACUUCAAACUC
Messenger RNA from Toxotes jaculatrix (banded archerfish), 3026 nucleotides. It is a transcript of the gene rtcb, whose product is annotated as RNA 2',3'-cyclic phosphate and 5'-OH ligase. Lineage: Eukaryota; Metazoa; Chordata; Actinopteri; Toxotidae. The transcript is spliced from 12 exons. Gene Ontology annotation, biological process: tRNA splicing, via endonucleolytic cleavage and ligation. The coding region runs from base 83 to 1600 and encodes 505 amino acids. Gene Ontology annotation, cellular component: tRNA-splicing ligase complex; nucleus. Gene Ontology annotation, molecular function: RNA ligase (ATP) activity. The record is from RefSeq and is a predicted model, not a curated record.